GAAGAAAAGACGUAAAGAAAGGAUUGCUUCAAGCCAUUGAUUAUUUCAUCACAUUCACAGCCACCUCUAGAAGUUGGGAGGCCAGAGAGCUUCUGAGACUUGAUGAAUCAACAGCACUUUUUACAGAGUGUCCUGUAAUGCUACUUUCUAUCAAGAUGUUGAAUCCUUUUAUCCAAACUGCUUUAUUUCUGUUGUGCCUGACGGCAGCAGAUACGGAUACUGGAGAAGAGCUCAAUGAGACUGUUAUUUGUACCAAGGAUUUGAUAGAGGUGGAAAUUCCAAGUGGCUUUUUUCUUUCAAAAAACCCUCCAAUUUUUAUUUCAGAUUUGCACCUUAAUGAUCCUGAAUGCCGUGGCAUAGAAAAAGACGACUUUUAUGUUUUCAGCAUUCAAAUCAAUUUCACAGACUGUGGAACUAUAAUGGCUUCAGAUGACUCCCAUAUCGUGUUUAUCAAUACUAUACACAGCAAUUCCUCUGACAUAGUCACAAGAUCCUAUAUCAACAUCACCUUUGCUUGCCGUUAUCCCAUUAACUACAUGGUACAACAGCCAAAUGGAGAGAGCAGAGUCAGUGUUGAUAUCAGAACUAUAACACUGGACACAGAAGAUGGAAACUUUUCAGUCUCCAUGAUGUUGUUUAAGGAUAAUGGAUUUGAGGACUUAUGGACCACAGUGCCGUCUCUGAAGCUUGAGGACAACAUAUUCGUCAGAGUUCACAUGAUUCCUGGUCAUUUGAUAAUAAGGCUUGAGAAAUGUUGGGCUACCCCUACAAAUGAUCCUUCUCAUACCAUACAGUACACAUUUAUACAAGACAGCUGUCCACAUGUAUUCCUGGAUGAAACCAUGGCUAUCAUUAUGAAUGGAGUUGGUGCUGAAGCAAGAUUUAGGAUUCAAAUGUUUAAGUUUGUUGGUCUUGCGUACAAUGAUGUCUUUCUCCACUGCACUGUACAGAUCUGCCACAACACUGAAACUAUUUGCAAACCGAAUUGUACUAACCACAGAAGAAUAGCCCGAAAUAGAAGAGAGCUGCAAGCUGCUCACACAGUUACCUACGGGCCAAUUAAACUGAAGGUAUCAGAAGAUGGAAUUGCUGCCACAAAUAAAGGAAUUUUCUUCCCAGUGGAAACAAUUAUUCUGGCCUGUGUUUUGACAGUUGUAUUAGUAGCAACUGGCAUAUUUGCCAAACUUUUCUUUAAUUCUCGAAGAUCAUACCCAACCAUGCAAGCCCAGUUAACGCUUGCCAACGUUCACCACUCGGAGGUGGCAUCAUGAUAAAAAUGUAUGUUAUAUAUAUUGUAUACAAAUUAGAAUGGACUUACUGUAUAUGGAGUCACGUAUGACAAAGUCGGGCAAAGAAGCAGAAUAAAUAAAUAUUGCCCCGACUCCUGCAACAUAUAUUUUUGCUAUUUUUUUGGAAAGAUUUGUGUGGUAUGAAUUAUAUCUCUUUAGUUCAACAUUAAUCCAAUUGACUUACAAUGUGGGUACAUAUAUGAAACUAAACUGUUACAUUCUGCUGUACAUUUUACACAUGUUUAAAUUAAUAAAUGUCAAAUGACUGAGUGAACUAUUUAAGCAUAAGCAUAGUUAUGUUUCAUAGUGUGGAUAUUUAAAAUAGGCAGUUUAUUGCAAUUUUACUCUGUUAUAUCACCUAAUCCUUUUCUUUUUACAUUCAGUUCUAAUUCAUAAUCAUACUCAGGCUGCAUCAUGUCAUUUUCUGUUACAUAAAAGAUCUUGUUUAAAUAAAGUAUAAAAUGUUAAAUGGUAAUGUGAUUUUGGGAUUUCAUGAGAUAAAAUUAAAUCCAAGGUACAGAGGUGUCACACUUACCUAUAAAGCUCUUUGAGUUUUCUGGCUCUUAGUCAACUGCCAAAUGCUGCAUUUGGUUCACCACUGCUCUUAGGUGCCUCCCAUGCUAAAUGAAAAAAAUAACACAUAGAAAGUGCCAUAUAUCUUCCUACAAAUUCAUCACAAUUGAGUACAACAGAUAUAUUCAAUUUCCUGAAUUAAACAGCGCUUCAAAGCACUUUCUGUCAUCCGUUUCUUCCCCACAGGCAAGAAUGCGGUGCGUCUCUGUUUCUCUUUUAUCCACAG
Messenger RNA from Xenopus laevis (African clawed frog), 2088 nucleotides. Its product is annotated as alpha-tectorin. Lineage: Eukaryota; Metazoa; Chordata; Amphibia; Anura; Pipidae. The coding region runs from base 138 to 1271 and encodes 377 amino acids. The record is from RefSeq and is a predicted model, not a curated record. The transcript is spliced from 9 exons.